AUGACUACUCCUGCAAGUACGACUGCAGCUGCUCAAACCACCGCUGUGACGGGAUGUCACCUUCACGGCUCACAAACAUUUUGUAUUGCUGGAAACGGCAACGAAGUGGUGGUGACUGGCACGGCUACUGCAACUGGUCCUCCGCCAUCCCAGUUUACGGGUUGUCAUAGCCACGGCAAGAAUACAUUUUGUUUAGGCCCAAAUGAGGAUGAGUAUGAAGUCCUCUCUGACAAUGCCACACCCGGUGAAGAGCAUGGCCACGAAGAGCACGGCCACGAAGAAGAUGGACACGGAGAAAGUGGGCACGAAGGGCUGAAUUGCCAUUUCCACGCAGGCGUAGAACAUUGCGUUCCUACAAACGGAGGCGAGGCUCCCCCCAAGUCAUGCGACCGUGUUGAUCGAGACUACAACAUACCGUACCGUGUCGGAUCUCUAUUCGUCAUUCUCGUUACUAGUGGGAUCGCUGCCUUUGGUCCUAUCUUAUUGUCACGGUUCUUUGCUUCGAAAAUGAAUAUAUUUGCAUUCACGGUAAUUAAACAGCUUGGCACAGGCAUCAUGAUUGCAACUGCCUUCAUACAUCUCCUGACACAUGCGGAGCUGAUGUUCGGGAACGAAUGCCUUGGUGUUCUACAAUAUGAAGCUACAGCCACUUCGAUAUUUAUGGCCGGUCUAUUUUUAACAUUCAUGAUUGAAUACCUUGGAAACAGGGCUAUUUUAUCACGGGGAAAAAGACAGCUAGAAGCUGACGAUGUUGAACCGUCAGCGGCCUCUAGCCAGCAUGGUACGGAGUUGGGCCCAAAACCCGUGGUAGAUUCGGCCAUCGCGAACUUAGGCCACAACCACAGCUGCACAGAUGUACCAGAUGACAAACUGAGCGUCGCUCUCAUGGAGGCCGGCAUCGUAUUCCACUCAGUUAUCCUCGGUGUUACUCUAGUGGUCUCAGGAGACUCCGGCUACACCCCGUUAUUCAUUGUGAUAAUCUUCCAUCAAAUGUUCGAAGGUCUAGCUCUUGGUUCCCGAAUUGCCGAGUUGCCAAAGACAGGAAUUUCGACUAAAUUCAUCAUGGCCGCUAUCUUUUCUAUCAUCACGCCCCUCGGUAUGGCUAUCGGGCUCGGCGUCCUUCAUACGUUUAACGGCAAUGAUCGAAGUACUAUCAUAGCUAUAGGUACCCUCGAUGCAUUGUCCGCUGGUAUACUUGCAUGGGCUGCCAUUGUUGACAUGUGGUGCCACGACUGGAUCCAUGGUGAUCUGAAGGAUGCUAGUUUUGCCCGAACGGUGACCGGACUUUUGUCACUCGUUGCUGGAAUGGUCUUGAUGGGAGUACUGGGUAAAUGGGCUUGA
Arthroderma uncinatum is the source of this 1341-nucleotide messenger RNA. Its product is annotated as zinc/iron transporter protein. Gene Ontology annotation, biological process: zinc ion transmembrane transport. The transcript has 6 exons. NCBI's taxonomy places the organism in Eukaryota, Fungi, Ascomycota, Eurotiomycetes, Onygenales, Arthrodermataceae. Bases 1 to 1341 code for a protein of 446 amino acids. The record is from RefSeq and is a predicted model, not a curated record. Gene Ontology annotation, molecular function: zinc ion transmembrane transporter activity. Gene Ontology annotation, cellular component: plasma membrane.